Messenger RNA from Danio aesculapii, 5548 nucleotides. RefSeq names its product solute carrier family 5 member 3b (gene slc5a3b). Gene Ontology annotation, biological process: transmembrane transport; myo-inositol transport; inositol metabolic process. The transcript is spliced from 2 exons. The coding region runs from base 510 to 2639 and encodes 709 amino acids. Gene Ontology annotation, molecular function: D-glucose:sodium symporter activity. Gene Ontology annotation, cellular component: plasma membrane. The record is from RefSeq and is a predicted model, not a curated record. Lineage: Eukaryota; Metazoa; Chordata; Actinopteri; Cypriniformes; Danionidae.
GCGUGUGUGCAACGGAAGAAGCGGAGAGGAUGGACGUUUAUAAAAGAGCGCGUGUGAAGGUUUGAACACCAUUCAUUGCCAAGGAUUGACAUCUUCUGUUUCUGAAUUUAUAAAGACCUCUUCUGACAGCGAACAAAUCUUGUAAUUUAUAGCUGAAGCGGUCAGAAACUGAUGUGACGGAUCACCUCUUCGGCUGGAGCUGCUCGUUCAUUCCGAGAACGCAUCGAUCAAUUUUUUUGUUUCAAGACCAUAAUAUCAUACAAAUGGAAUGCAAACUCUUGCCAUUUCUAGACCAGAUGCCAGAGACAUCCUCCCCAAAAUAACUCUUGUGUUCAUGAAAGCACCGUUGGAUUAACAAAUACAAAACAAAGACCAAAUAGAAAUUCAUCUGACAGAUGCUUCCCUUUCCUUCAAGAAAGACAGCAAACCAAAGGAAUAAGCGAUUGUAUAUGCAUUUGCUAGAAUCUUUACUAAAGUAAGCAAUUUGUAACUGUAAUAAUAACGUAAACAUGUUAAAAACGGGACCAGCAAUGGAGGCGGCGGAUAUUACAGUUGUUGCACUUUAUUUUGUCCUUGUGCUUGUAAUUGGGCUGCUCGCCAUGUGGAAGGCCAACCACAGCACGGUCAGUGGCUACUUCCUGGCAGGUCGAACAAUGAAUUGGGUGGUGAUAGGUGCCUCACUGUUUGUCAGCAACAUUGGUAGCGAGCAUUUCAUUGGACUGGCUGGUUCCGGUGCAGCAAGUGGUUUUGCAGUGGCCGCCUGGGAGUUUAACGCCCUCCUGCUUCUGCAGCUGCUCGGCUGGGUGUUCAUCCCAGUUUACAUCCACUCUGGAGUUUACACCAUGCCAGAGUACCUCUCCAAGCGCUAUGGAGGCAAGCGGCUGAAGAUUUACUUUGCAGGCCUCUCACUUCUACUGUACAUCUUUACUAAACUCUCUGUGGAUUUGUACGCGGGAGCUCUUUUCAUUCAGGAGUCUCUUGGCUGGAACCUCUAUCUGUCCAUCAUCUUGCUCAUCAGCAUGACUGCCUUGCUGACAGUGACCGGUGGAUUGGUCGCAGUGAUCUACACAGACACUCUACAGGCCGUUCUCAUGAUUGGUGGUGCGCUCACCCUUACCAUCAUCAGCCUGAUCAAGGUGGGCGGUUUGGAGGGGGUGCGGGAAAAGUACAUGGAAGCAGUUCCCAAUGUCACAGCCAUCCUGGCUAGCAGCAACUUCAGCUUUGAGUACAAAAACUCCUGUCGAAUCUAUCCCAAGCCAGAUUCCCUCAAGCUCCUAAGAGGACCACUUGAUGAGGACAUACCCUGGCCAGGCUUCCUGUUGGGUCAAACACCCUCAUCCAUUUGGUACUGGUGUGCUGACCAGGUUAUCGUACAGAGAGUGUUAGCCGCCAAGAAUAUCGCUCAUGCUAAAGGCUCCACACUUAUGGCAGGAGUGCUCAAGAUCCUUCCCAUGUUCAUCAUCGUUAUUCCAGGAAUGAUCUCCCGGAUUUUGUUUCCAGAUGAGCUGGCAUGCAUUGGACCGGAGCACUGUAUGGCUGUGUGCGGCAGUCAAGCCGGCUGCUCCAACAUCGCCUACCCUCGGCUGGUCAUGAGUGUGAUGCCGGUGGGUCUCAGAGGCCUGAUGAUGGCCGUGAUGAUCGCCGCCCUCAUGAGCGACCUGGACUCCAUUUUUAACAGCGCAAGCACCAUCUUCACUUUGGACAUUUAUAAAAUGCUGCGUGCACGUGCCUCCUCACGGGAGCUGGUGGUGAUCGGCAGGAUAUUUGUAAUCUUCAUGGUGGCUAUCAGCAUUGCUUGGGUGCCAGUCAUUAUUGAGAUGCAAGGCGGCCAGAUGUACCUGUACAUCCAAGAAGUGGCAGGAUACCUCACGCCUCCCAUUGCUGCCCUCUUUCUGCUCGGAGUCUUCUGGAAACGCUGCAAUGAGAUCGGUGCAUUUUGUGGUGGCAUGACUGGCUUUGUGCUAGGCACCACCCGGCUUUUACUAGGCUUUAUUUAUCGUGAGCCAAAGUGUGAUCAACCAGAUGAACGUCCAGCUUUUAUCACUCGUAUCCACUACAUGUACAUCGCCGCCGGACUGUUUUGGCUCUCCGGGUUGGUGGCUGUGGUUGUCAGUCUAUGUACUUCACCUCCAGAUGAGGAGAGGGUCAAGCGGACCACAAUGUGGGGCUUGAGGAAACUGAAGAGGCUUGUUGUGACUGAACGAGAGGAGAUGUACAAACUCACUAAUGGCAGUGGUAAUGGUGUCCUUAAGAAAGAUGUGCCUGAGGAUGUCCAGAAGGAGAAAUGCCUUGACGGGGCUGACAUUAAACUUCUUCUGCCAUCCCCCUGUGACCAAGAUCCCACGACUCCCAACACAGAGGCAUCCACACCAAUGGAGCUAUACGGCAACGGUCAUGCAAAGCUUGUGAAAAUGAAUGAUGAAAGCAAGUGUGAUGAUGAGAGCUGCCUGCAAGUGUUUGACUGGAUUUGUUGUCACAAGGAAAAAACGUCUGUCGUCGAACCCAAAUUCAUUAAAGAAGAUGAAGAAACUAUUCGAGAAAUGCUUCACGAACCUCCUAAGAUCAAGCUGUUACUUAACAUAUGCCUGGUUUUGAUCUGUUUGCUGGGUAUUUUCAUGUUUGUGUACUUCUCAUUGUAAUGUGUGAUUCGUGCAGUACUUUAAGGCCUGUGUGAAAGUCGACACAUUUAUAUGAACUAUUUGUUAAUACAAGCCGCCUAGGGUCUGUAAUAUUUACAGUGUGAGUUAUCUUUCUUUUUAUAACUUCCGUUUAGGGACUCUAAAAAUGUCGAAUCGUACUGAUAGAAGUUAUUUAUUUUUUCUCUUCAGCUCUGUCACACCUUAAAAUAUUUAUAUUUGAACUGUUCUUCAUGGCAUUUUGAUGACUAAAUGCGUUAAUGAAACAGUAGCAUUUAUAUAGCUUAGAGUUAGUUGAGCUAAGCUAAUGUAGGCUUGGCCUAUACUGCUUUUUUCCUCUGUGAAUUUUGCCUUAAUAUGUGCACUCCAAACCGAAUUGAGGUCAGUUUUUUGCCUCAGGUUAUUUCUGUUUCUUAGUGAAUCUUUGAUAUAGUACUUAAAUGUGUAAAGUUGUCUUUCAUAUAAGCAAAUAUAUCAUUGUAAGCACCGCCAAGUUUUUUUUAAAACUUGACCUCGUAAAUUUGUCACCUGUAUAACUGAAGUUGUGUUUCCAAAGUUUUGUGUGACAAAAAUGAAAAUAAUUCCUUUUAAGAAAGAAAUGGUUGGGAGUUUAUUAUGAUGUAAAAGUUUUAUUUAAAAAAAGUAUAUUUAUUUUGCUUUAAAGUUGCCAUGUCUCUAAGGUGUUGUACCAUUGCUGUACGUUCACAAAUAAUUGACUGUUUGGUCCAUUCAUGUGAAUUGUAUCUGUAACUCUAUGUGAUUUGCUGUAUUGUUGUUUUUUUGUUUGUACUUUAUUUCUUUGACUAUUGACUUUAGAGGUACUUUUUUUGAAAAACAAAACACCAAUUGCCUUUUGUGUAAAGCAAACUCCACAAAGACACUGCUUUCAGCCUUCUUUUUGGGAAUAUGACAUGAUUUAUGUGAAAAAAGAUGUUAUCAUCACAACACAGAUCACUCAUAAAAUGCAGCCACAGGUUUUGAGGAUGUUACUAAAACCCUCACAACUAUUUCCUGAAAGACUGCUGCUCGAGAACACUGUCAAUUAUUUUGAAAUCUGAUAUUAUGAUAUCUCAAAGUCAUCAAGACUGGGAUGUCCGAUUCUGAUUGCUGCGCAAAACAGUAUCUUGUUCUUCUAGAGGAAGAAUUUGAGUAUAGCUGCAGUAACAGGCAUUGCCUGUUGUUGAUCUGCUGUUGAAUGCUCCAUUUGUUCAGACAAAGGGGAACUGCUGAGAUGGCCUUAGUGAAUAUGAAAUUGGCGAGAGGGAUUUUCUAUGCAGAUGUAACUUUUUUUUCUUUAAGUGCAAACUCACAACAUUGUUUUAUUAUCAUCACAGUCUUUGUUGAAUGAAAAUCUGACCUAACGAUGCAACAGAAAUUCAUUAAUCAAUUAUCAUAAUAAUAAUAAUAAUAAUAAUAAUAAUAAUAAUAAUUCCUCAUAUAGCGCUUUUUUAGACACUCAAAGUUCUUUAUACAUAGGGUCUCUUCAUCCACCACCAGUGUGCAACAUCCGUCUGGAUGAUGCGACGGCAGCCAUAUUGCGCCAGACCGCACACCACACACACCAGCUAAUGUGAAGAGGAGACAGCGUGAUGAAGCCAAUUAUCAUAUUGGGAUGGUUAGGAGGCCAUGAUGGACAGAGGCCAGUGGCCAAAUAUUUGUCCAGGAUGUCAGGGUUAAACCCCUACUCUUUUUUUGAAGGAUAUCCUGGGAUUUUUAACAACCACAGAGAGUCAGGAACUCGGUUUAACGUCUCAUCCAAAAGACGGUGCUCACUGAGCAGUAUAGAGUUCCCUUCACUAUACUGGGGCAUUAAGACUCACACAGACCACAGGUUGAGCAGCCCCUGCUGGCCUCUAUAACACCAAGAGAUAUUAUUAUUAAUAGCUUUAUUAUCAAGAGUCAUAAUGUAAAGGGGCAACGCGUUAAAAUAAAUGUUAAGGGCCUUCCAAAAGUCAUUAUGAUUUCCAAUAACAUGGACUGGGGAUUUGUUUUAGGUCUGAAUGUUUUCAAUUGUAAAUUAAAAAUAGGCUUUUAGAGCCAUUUUUCCACAGGUCAUUUUUGGAAAAGAGAUACAUGAAUAAAAAGAAAAAGUUACAUAUAGCUCUUUUACAUAUUUGCUUUCAAAUCAAUCAAUUUUGUUUUAGAUUUGUAUGAUCCUUGAGUGUUAUUCAAUGAUUCCUAUUUAUUUCUCAGAUUAUAUUAUUCUCAUUCAUGGCAGUACUGAUAUAUUGCACGGUCAAUAUUAUGUUGGACCUUAAUCACAAAGUGAAUGAGAGCCAUCUUUAUUAGUCAAAUUAAAUUUACUUAAAUAUGAACGUGAAAAUUUGAUGAGCUGCUGUAACUGUGCGAGAUAGAUCCAGAAUAACUGUUCUCAUCCAAACCUGAUAUGAGAUUACAAAAUAUACUGUGAGCACAUUUUCAUCAGUUUUGAUUGCUGGCAUUUGGAUACACCACAAGAUUCCAAACCAACAUCCAAAGUUUUUGAAUAUUAAUCCAUGCAUUUACUAGUGAAAUGAUGAGGUUCAGAACUUUUUUGAAGGCACUUAUAUGUGAAUUUUAAAGCACUGUUAUUUCAUGUAAUGUCACUCAUUAAUGUACUUGUUUCAACAUAGCCUUUAUGACAACAAAGGAUUUUUGUUUAUGUGGUUUUAUCCAUUUUAUCUUUUACAUUAUUACUUAAUUGACGUUUUUAGCAGUUGUUUCUGUUGUGGGAUUUGGUUUAGAGUUUGUUCAUCUCAGAUUCCUUGUGUUGCAGAAAUUGGGAGUUAUCGGUUCAUUGUGAUGUUUUCCAUGAGCUCUGAACUACAUAUAGAGUAUAUUGAAAUGCGCAAAUGAUUUGUACAUUGCACAUUUGCUACUUUUAUUAUCAAAAGUUGCAGAUGAAUAAAAGACAUUCAUUUGAAAAGGACAAA